AAAAUCAAAUAGUCACAACUUUUAAGUAAUCAACUACUAUUUGUAGAGUUUCUAUACGUCCAAAUAUCCAAAAGUUAGCUGUAUUCACUAUUCAGCAAUGGCAAAGCUAAUUGGAAUUCAUAGGAACACUAUCUCUCUUGUGUUCUUAGCAAUUUUUAUCUUCGGUGGCGCUGUUCAAGGCUUCACACGGGUGUGUGAUAGGCCUAGCCUUAAUCCCGAAGGUAGCUGCCCGGACAAUAAAACUUGUAGAGAUGCAUGCAUGGCUGAACCAGACGGUCGUAUAUUUGCCGGUGCUUGUCAAACUACUACGUCCUUCAGUCAAACUGACUUCACAGAAUGUGUGAAUACUCGGACGUCUAACAAUUUCGGUGGUCAAGAUCCAAAUUCCCCCGAUUGUAACUUGAUAGAGGGUAGGAGGAUUAUUCCUUGCACGGAAAUAUUGAAGAGGAUUCAAGAAAAUUGCAGAAAAAAUAGCAGAGUCAACAGUGGUGAUCGUUGCACCUGCUCAUACAUCUGCUGAUCAAUGUUGCACAUGAUCACUAUCAUCAAUUAUAAUUAAGGCUAAGGGCAUAUAUAUAAAUGCAGCUAGCUCACCUUCAAUUCUGAUUUCCUUUCUUAUUAUUUCUGUUUUCUUUACAUUAUUGAUUUAUUUCACUCGUAAGUCAUGGUUGUGUAAC
This is a messenger RNA of Beta vulgaris subsp. vulgaris (sugar beet), 677 nucleotides long. RefSeq lists its product as hypothetical. Bases 98 to 520 code for a protein of 140 amino acids. The transcript is spliced from 2 exons. Lineage: Eukaryota; Viridiplantae; Streptophyta; Magnoliopsida; Caryophyllales; Amaranthaceae. The record is from RefSeq and is a predicted model, not a curated record.